UGCUCACAUCACAGAGGGAGGAGUUGCCAAAGAGCCCUAGAGCCCAGGCAGCGUGUGUUGAUGUGACAAAUAAGACGGGCGCAAAGCGGAGAACACAAGCGGACUGCGCAAACGUCGUUCUAGUUCCACUUUCGGGGAUGCGGCUCAGGAUCUUCUUGCGAAAAGUUUGACAUUUUGGGGCGGGGGAGGGGACAAAAGGGGAGUUUGCAUGCAAAGAUGCAGAGACCAGGAGGGCAAGGGACUGCCUUUUCCAUCGAUUCCCUCAUCGGGACCCCCCAGCCCAGACCGGGACACCUGCUCUAUACGGGCUACCCCAUGUUCAUGCCCUACAGACCCCUGGUCAUCCCGCAGGCCUUGUCCCACUCGCCUCUCUCCUCCGGGAUCCCUCCACUGGCGCCGUUGGCGUCCUUCGCGGGCCGCCUCACCAACACUUUCUGCGCCAGCUUGGGCCAAGGCGUGCCGUCCAUGGUGGCUCUCACCACCGCCAUGCCCAACUUCUCCGACCCGCCGGACAACUUUUACCCGCCCCAGGAGCUGCCGGGACCGCGUCUGAGCGCUGCCGAGCCCGGCGCGAGGAGGCAGGAGAGCCCGCACUCGGAGGAGCUGCACGGCCGGGAGAAAAGCUCCGAGUUGCUUAACUUUUCGGAAACUUUCCAGACGAUAUCAGGCGAGACCAAGCUGUACAGUUCAGACGAUGAGAAAGCGGACCCGAAGUCCGCAGAGGCCGCGUGCAGCGAUCGUGACGACAGCUCCGCGGACAGCGAGAACGAGAGCUUCUCGGACGGCAACACCUGCGGGCCACUGUCGCAGAAGGCCAAACUCAAAUUGGGGCCCCACGACGCGCUGCCGCCCGGUGCCUCCUCGGCGGGCAAGAGCCGCCGGAGACGAACGGCUUUCACCAGCGAGCAGCUGCUCGAACUAGAGAAGGAGUUCCACUGCAAAAAGUACCUUUCGCUCACCGAGCGCUCGCAGAUCGCGCAUGCGCUCAAGCUGAGCGAGGUCCAGGUGAAGAUCUGGUUCCAGAACCGCCGAGCCAAGUGGAAACGCAUCAAGGCCGGCAACGUCAACAACCGCUCGGGGGAGCCCGUGAGGAACCCCAAAAUUGUGGUGCCCAUCCCGGUGCACGUCAACAGGUUCGCGGUGAGGAGCCAGCACCAGCAGAUAGAACAAGGGACGCGGCCGUGAACGCAAUGACGUCACUGAAAAAAAAGAAGCAAAGAAAAUCGAAAGAAACACUUAAAGAGACUCCAGCGUGAAGCACAAACUGGAGUGAGGACUGGAAAUAUUCUGUCACUUUUAUUUAUUGAUUUGUGAAUAUGUACAUAACACAACCGUACAAAGGGGCACUAUCAACAGAAUGUGUAUUGUUUUUUUUUUUCGUAUUUAUACGUCAGGCCAAAACUUUCUGUUUGUUGCAUGUGAUUUUCUCAUUUUGUGGCGAGUCUGUUUAACAUAUUUUUGUUUGUUUUAUUGGUGGGCGGGGGGUGUUUUAUACAAUGUGUUUGCAUGUAAGAAGCUUUUGCUUCGGAAGAACCACAUUGCAUAGAUCAUGAAACGAAAAUGACCAAACAAGGGACAAGUGUAAAGUCGAGUGAUCUAAUAAAUCUGUUUCUAUAUAAAAGUCUCA
Molecule: messenger RNA, 1627 nt
Organism: Hippocampus comes (tiger tail seahorse)
Lineage: Eukaryota; Metazoa; Chordata; Actinopteri; Syngnathiformes; Syngnathidae
Gene: gbx1
Product: gastrulation brain homeobox 1
Exons: 2
Coding region: 217-1185 (322 amino acids)
Biological process (GO): regulation of transcription by RNA polymerase II; regulation of nervous system development
Cellular component (GO): nucleus
Molecular function (GO): DNA-binding transcription factor activity, RNA polymerase II-specific; RNA polymerase II transcription regulatory region sequence-specific DNA binding
Source: RefSeq, a predicted model, not a curated record